AUGGCCUCCGUGAAUGGCGAUCAUGCUGGUCACAGUGAAGCAGGGGACGAACCCAUUCCAUCGAUCGUUCAACAGAAUCCUGACAACUGCUUCCGUAUCCUCUUGGCUACAGAUAAUCAUAUAGGCUACGCCGAGAAAGACUCAAUCCGAGGUCAAGACGCAAUCAACACUUUCAAGGAGAUAUUGGAGAUUGCUAGGGAUGCAGAGGUGGACUUCAUCUUAUUGGCGGGUGACCUGUUCCAUGAGAAUAGACCGAGUAGGACAUGUAUGCAUCAGACGAUAGCGUUGUUGAGGGAAUAUACCUUGGGGGAUAAACCUAUUUCAUUCGAGCUGCUCAGUGAUCCAUAUGAUGGAAGUGCACCUGGGUUUUCCUUCCCUGCAGUCAAUUACGAAGACCCAAACCUGAACAUUGCUAUUCCCGUCUUCUCGAUUCACGGUAACCAUGAUGAUCCUCAAGGUACUGGUCCAGAAGGAGCUCUUUGUGCUCUUGAUGUCCUUUCAGUCUCUGGUGUACUUAAUUACUUCGGCAAAGUCGAUCUACCAGCCGACGAAGCUAUACAGGACGAUACCGACAAGGGAAUUCGAAUCAAACCUAUCUUGCUUCGAAAAGGAACGACAAACCUUGCAUUAUACGGUGUAGGAAAUGUCAAAGAUGCUAGAAUGCAUUAUGAACUUAGAUCAAAUAGAGUCAAGAUGUAUAUGCCCGAAGGUGGAGAUGUGGCUGAAGAUGAUUGGUUCAAUAUCCUCUUGAUACAUCAGAAUAGAGUCAAACAUGGACCACAACAAUCUGUUCCUGAAGGGAUGUUUGACGAUUCGAUUCGUCUAGUGGUAUGGGGACACGAACAUGAUUGUAGACUCACACCUGAGAAAGUAGAAGGGAAGGAUUACUGGAUAUCUCAACCUGGAAGUUCGGUCGCUACAAGUUUAGCACCAGGAGAAGCUAUACCAAAACACGUCGGCAUCAUGUCAAUUCAAGGAUCCCAAUUCCAAAUCGCCGAAGUACCCUUGAAGACCGUCAGACCAUUCGAACUCGACGAAGUUGUUUUAUCGUAUGCCGCUGAACAAGGAGCAUUGAAUAUCGACGAUAAGGAUAGUAUCACUGAGUACCUCAAGAAUCAGGUUACAAGGCUGAUCAAACAAGCACACGAGAAUUGGAAAGAAAGGAAUCCCGAUCCGGAUGCGAAGAUGAUGUUACCUCUGAUCAGGUUGAAGGUCGAGACCACCGAUGCCAAGGAGAUGACGAAUCCCGUCCGAUUUGGACAACUAUUCGUGGGUAAAGUUGCCAAUCCAAGAGAUAUAUUACAGUACUACAGGAAGAAGAAACCCGCCGGACGAAAAGCGAAAAAUAACCCUGAUUUGCCGGAUGAAGAUGAAGAUGAUUGGGAAGGCGAUGACCCCACGAUGUUAACGACCAACGAUAGACUUGCUAAACUUCGUAUGGCAAAUCUCGUGAAGCAAUACCUGCAAGCUCAGAAUUUGGAAGUACUGGUGGAGAAUGGGAUGGAAGAUGCAGUUAUGAGAUUUGUGGAGAAGGAUGAUAAGGAUGCUAUUAAGGAUUUCGUAUCGGAUACCUUGAAGAUGGUGGGCCGUGACAUGAAAACCAGGGAAGUCGAUGAAGAGGAUGUAGAAGAUCAUAUGCUACAAGCCAAAGAGCAUGCUGCAUCUCAGUAUGCCGAAGUUCGACCUGUACCGAAGGAGAAAAGCAAGAAGGGAAAAGGCAAGCAGAAAGAUUCCGACGAAGACAGCAUGUUGGCCGAGGACGAUGAUCAGAUGGAUUUAGAUUCGGAUGGCUCAUUUCAGCAGACCAAAGCACCUGCGAAGGGUAAAGGGCGAGCUCCUACAGCCAGAGGAAAAGGAAAGAACCCUCUCUUUCAGAAUGCUUCAGAAUCUGAAGAGGAGGAAGAAGAACCUGAGGAAGUGGUCCCCCCACCUAAGAAACGAGGUGCUGCUUCUGCUUCUGCUAGCUCAUCGAGAAAGCCUGCCGCUAAAGCUGUUCCUACGAAGAAGGCACCAGCUAGAGGAGGUGGUGCAACAGGGAUGCAACAGUCGCAAUUGACCUUCUCAAAGGGUGGAAAAGCAUCUAAGCCUAUCGAAUUGUCAGAUAGCGAUUGA
Messenger RNA from Kwoniella mangroviensis CBS 8507, 2112 nucleotides. Its product is annotated as DNA repair protein (mre11). The transcript is spliced from 20 exons. Gene Ontology annotation, biological process: double-strand break repair via nonhomologous end joining; mitotic intra-S DNA damage checkpoint signaling; meiotic DNA double-strand break formation. Lineage: Eukaryota; Fungi; Basidiomycota; Tremellomycetes; Tremellales; Cryptococcaceae. The record is from RefSeq and is a predicted model, not a curated record. Gene Ontology annotation, cellular component: Mre11 complex; nucleus; site of double-strand break. Bases 1 to 2112 code for a protein of 703 amino acids. Gene Ontology annotation, molecular function: manganese ion binding; single-stranded DNA endonuclease activity; 3'-5'-DNA exonuclease activity.